Coccidioides immitis RS is the source of this 1522-nucleotide messenger RNA. RefSeq lists its product as uncharacterized. Gene Ontology annotation, molecular function: COPII receptor activity. The transcript has 2 exons. Gene Ontology annotation, cellular component: endoplasmic reticulum membrane; Golgi membrane; COPII-coated ER to Golgi transport vesicle. The record is from RefSeq and is a predicted model, not a curated record. The coding region runs from base 291 to 1034 and encodes 247 amino acids. Gene Ontology annotation, biological process: endoplasmic reticulum to Golgi vesicle-mediated transport. Lineage: Eukaryota; Fungi; Ascomycota; Eurotiomycetes; Onygenales; Onygenaceae.
CUCCAACGACUGGAUUAUUUCAAAGAAAAAAGGAACAACAUCACUAAUUACCUUGGUGGUUGUUUGUGUCGAAUUCUUACUUUGCUGCUACAAAAGUUAUCACGAUCUUCAAGCUGGGAAUUUGUUAGGAUCAUUCAAUGUCUGCGAAAUAACUACUUCGACGGGAGGACAUCAUUUCCGGCAACAAUCCGGCCACCUUGACUCUACCUGAGCCAAUUCCGCCGGGACGCCUGUAUGGAGAGCAGGCUCCUUGAUCUUUUCAAGUCAACAGUGCCGAUUUCAAGUUCACAAUGUGGGUGCUACCCCUUGUCGGCUACUUAGGGGUGAUAGUAGGCUUUUGCUUUCUCACCCUAGCAAUUGCCUCCGGAUUAUACUAUCUAUCCGAGCUUGUAGAAGAACACACGGUGCUUGCCCGGCGCGUUCUGUCGCGGCUUAUCCACACAGUCAUUGCUCUCCACGUACUACUAUGGCUUAUCGACGGGCUACCCAUCUCCCUUACCUUCCUCAGUAUAGUUUCACACCUCGUAUAUGCUAGCAAUCUCCGACGCUUCCCAGUCGUCAAGCUCUCAGACCCGCUCUUCAUCCUCUCCUGUCUCCUCGUCGGCUUGAAUCACUGGGUGUGGUUCCGCCACUUUUCUGAUCCAGCCACCUUGCAAACUAAAUACAGUCGGUCAUCCUCUCACUCAGCGUCCUUUUCAACAGGCGGACAGCACUAUGGAGCAGGCUCCGACCUCCCGUCAUUUACAGAGAUAGCCUCAUAUUUUGGCCUUUGUGUGUGGCUCGUCCCAUUCUCGCUAUUCGUGAGCUUGAGUGCGGGCGAGAACGUCUUGCCCACUACAGGCUCAGGGUAUGCUUCAGGUCCCUCCAUCGGCGCAGAUGGGUCUUCGACCUCGCCUCUAGGGGGCUCUGGAAACGAAAAGAAGAGCAAGAGCAAGGCAAUGGCAAAAGCUUUGGUGGAUGGAGCGCGAGGCUGGGUGUCUGAAACGGGUGAGCUGAUGGGAUUCUGGGGGGGCCAGAAGGCAAGGCGAUUUUGAUAUGUCUUCUCCCCCCGAAGAAGUUUUGUUUUCAUUAUGCAUCCUUUUCCGCCGGCGUGAUGUACCGGUAGCUAUCUUAGGCUUUAUUUCAGCUCUUUCACCUUAAUGCUUUUGAACCAAUUCGAAAACACUUUUCAAUCAGAACCUCUGUUGAAGAAAGGAGGAUAAAAUUGAAGAAUAUGGAUUUCGAGGGCUGUGCGACACCUAAUUUACAAGUAUUUUAUGUUUCACGAGGAACCCUCAAAACAAAAUGCAGUGAGCUUGGAAACAUGUCUUUAAAAUAUCUACAAACAUAUGCUAGGACAACAAAGAAAAUCGAGUCAAUAUCAAGCUAUCAGCAGUUCAUGUAAAUAUAUAAUUUACCUUUCAUGGUGGAUUGAGGAUAGGAGAGUUCGUUUGGGGCCGUUAGUUUGCCUUUGGGGCGUAGAUUUCGCGAAUACAUCUUGCCGCGAAUUUCGAACAGUUGUAAAUAGGCCGAAAGUGCGCGG